Messenger RNA from Electrophorus electricus (electric eel), 842 nucleotides. The record is from RefSeq and is a predicted model, not a curated record. NCBI's taxonomy places the organism in Eukaryota, Metazoa, Chordata, Actinopteri, Gymnotiformes, Gymnotidae.
CACAUGACGUACUGGCUCAGUGUAACCAGACAUCCUGCCAGUCAGAGGAGGGAUUUCACAUGUCCCAUGAUCAGUACCUGAAGGGAGAUCUCUCCCUCACCAUCACUGAUGCUGAUUACACUAAGAGGUCCUUGUACACCUGCGCCUGUAAAGGUCAAGAGCGCUGUGAUGUGAGUCUACAGAUAGAGGCCUGUAAUUCUUCAGUUCAGAUUAAGCCUGGUGAACCUCUGGUGCUGGAUUUGCUCAUAUCAGAGUCAGUGGAGGUGAUUUAUAACAGCACAGGUGCAGCUGCUCCCUCUAGUGGACAGAUCUGUACAGUGGCUGGACACUCACUGAAGUGUAAACCUGAAUACACUCAGAGAGUGUUGCUUAUCUCUGCUGUGGAGCUGCAAGGAACCACACCAUCUGAUAGUGGAGUUUACAUCAUCAGAGACACUAAGCAUGAAGAGAUUAUACAGACAUACACAGUUACUGUGGAAGAGUUGGAUCCAGCCAAGACCGCAAAGGCCAUGGUUGAGACCAAAUAUCAACAAGAGAAAGAGAAGACCAAAGUUGAGGUCCAGAAAGUUCCUGCAGCAAGGAAGCUGGUGGGCUAUUUUAGAAGCAGCACAACUGUCAAAGAAACAAACUGUGGUGUGAUUUUGAUGCCACAUUCAUGGAGGCCAGAAGAACACACAAUGUCACUGCUGAUGCCACAGUUGAAGUGCAGACCUGGCAGAACUGAAGAAAAGCAGAACACAGGGUCCCCUCCAGUACUGGGAGAGGCAGGGGUGCAUAUAUCCAAAUCUCUACAGGUUUGCUGUGGGAUACUUGUGCACCUCUGUCUCCUCAGUACCAUGUGA